Photinus pyralis (common eastern firefly) is the source of this 930-nucleotide messenger RNA. RefSeq lists its product as uncharacterized. Bases 1 to 930 code for a protein of 309 amino acids. Lineage: Eukaryota; Metazoa; Arthropoda; Insecta; Coleoptera; Lampyridae. The transcript is spliced from 3 exons. The record is from RefSeq and is a predicted model, not a curated record.
AUGGAUCAAUCCAACUCUUGUAAUCGCGACCCUUAUUCGCCGUAUACAAAUGACUAUGUGGCUGUGGAUUACGGAAAUAUUUUUAAUUCCAUUCAAAACUUACCUGUAAGUGUAAACAAUGAAGGUAGAGAGAGUAAUUACAAUUUGGGGUCUCCUGAUGGUGAAACGAUACUGGACAUAUCUGGUUGCGAAGAUCAACCCAUACAGGAUUUAACAAAAUUGUUGAAGGAAUGGAAACAAGAAUUUCUUUUGGAGCAUUUUGUUCAACAAAAAGUAUUUGUCGAUGUGUUGAAGGUUAUUAAAUCUCAUCACCUUGAACGCCUUUUGAAAGAUUUCGAAAUUGGAAUACAAAUUGUUUUCGAACACAAUUUAGAACAGUGGAGACAGUCCAUGGGAGCACCAUUACUUUAUAGUGGAAAUACUUCAACACUAACUUCACCAUUAUCCCCAACUUCAUCGUGUAGUUCCUCCAGGGCGUCAUCACCCGCUCACGACUCGCGUGUAACACCCUACUGCAAAGAACAACCGGACAGUCAACCAAAUAUACCUUUAUCGACUAUAUUAAAUGAAACAACUAAAGGUGUUAUGCUUACUGACUUUUAUAAUAAGUUUUCGAAACUACAAGAAGAACAGCGUACAAUAUUAAUAACUUUAGUCGCACAAUUUCAUGAAGAUAAAGGCAUAGCGAUGACCCUUGCAGGAAGUUACAGAUUGGAACGAGAAAUUUUGGAAAGAUUUCCAACUGAGAGACUGGAAUACUAUCGUUCGAAUAAACGAGGACGAAUAUAUAAUAAAUUCUGUAAUUUGAAGAAGUCUGUGGGAACUGCAAUUGGAAAAUAUGUAUCAAACACCAAAUCCAAAAACCAGCCUGAAAAGAAGUACAGAUUAGAAAAAAACUUUGGUAAUAUAAUUGAAUAUCAAUUAAAAUAG